Messenger RNA from Dimorphilus gyrociliatus, 964 nucleotides. The record is from the annotation of a GenBank genome assembly. Lineage: Eukaryota; Metazoa; Annelida; Polychaeta; Dinophilidae.
AAUGCAGUAUACACUCUCGCAAGAAACUAUAGCUUACCUGAAACAACCAACGUUUGACAUAUGGCAUUGGGAACCGAAUGAGAUGUUAAGUCUUCUCGAGCAUAUGUAUCAUGAAUUGAAUCUUGUUCAAGAGUUUAACAUUAAUCCUAUAACGUUAAAGAGAUGGCUGCUCUGCAUACAAGAAAACUAUAGAAAUAAUCCUUUUCACAACUUUCGCCAUUGCUUUUGCGUAACCCAAAUGAUGUAUGGAAUGAUAAACUUAUGUAAACUUUGGGAAAAGAUGAGCAGAGAAGAUUUAGGAAUUUUAUUAACAGCCUGCAUAUGUCACGAUCUCGAUCAUCCUGGUUACAAUAAUACUUAUCAAAUAAAUGCCAGGACUGAAUUAGCUAUACGUUACAACGAUAUUUCGCCGUUGGAAAAUCAUCAUUGCGCAAUAGCAUUUCAAAUCUUAUCGAAUCCAGAAACGAAUAUAUUCUCAAAUGUAGACGCUCCGACUUUUAAAAGGAUAAGAUCGGGCGUGAUUAUGCUGAUUUUAGCAACUGACAUGGCACGUCAUAACGAAAUUCUGGAAGCUUUUAAAAGUAAAAUCGGUAAAUUCGAUUUUUCCAAGGAGGAUCACGUCAACUCGCUUAAAAUGGUGCUGAUAAAAUGCUGCGACAUCAGUAACGAAGUAAGACCUUUUGAAGUUAGCGAGCCAUGGGUUGAUUGUCUUCUCGAGGAAUAUUUCAAUCAAUCGGAUAAAGAGAAAGAACAAGGCCUACCAGUUGCUCCAUUUAUGGAUAGAGAGAAAGUUACGAAGCCAACUGCUCAAAUUGGAUUUAUAAAAUUUGUUCUUAUUCCCAUGUUUGAAACAGUGGCAAAACUUUUUACUGAACUUGAAGAUGUCAUGGUAAAACCAUUGACGGGAGCCAGGGAUCGCUAUGAAAAGAUGAAAGAAGAAGUUAGUUCAUCAGAUACAAAAUGA